This is a messenger RNA of Osmerus eperlanus (European smelt), 711 nucleotides long. RefSeq names its product homeobox B8b (gene hoxb8b). Gene Ontology annotation, biological process: regulation of transcription by RNA polymerase II. Gene Ontology annotation, molecular function: DNA-binding transcription factor activity, RNA polymerase II-specific; RNA polymerase II transcription regulatory region sequence-specific DNA binding. NCBI's taxonomy places the organism in Eukaryota, Metazoa, Chordata, Actinopteri, Osmeriformes, Osmeridae. Gene Ontology annotation, cellular component: nucleus. Bases 1 to 711 code for a protein of 236 amino acids. The record is from RefSeq and is a predicted model, not a curated record. The transcript has 2 exons.
AUGUCUUAUUGUAUCACUUCGUUAUACUCAAAAUGCAGUGAAUACUUGCACCCCAGUGUCGAGUAUCCUUUGGAGCAAGACUUGGAACGUGCAACACUGCAUGGAUACAAUGACGAUGUUAUCCAGCACCCAGUGCAGCUACCGGAGUUCAAUCAUGGUCCUUCGCUCACUCAAACAAUCAACCACGAAAAUCCAACCUCCUUACACGUUGGAACGAUGGGAAACUUAUAUCAUGCGCACUUAUCGGCUCAAAAAGAACAUUUUUACGGAUCUCAUGAUAGGGAUUUUGUCCAAUAUAACAGCUGUAGUUUAAAAGCCCCGGGUGUCGGAAAGAAAGAUGAUUCCUCCGAACAGCACUGCCAUUCACUGGACCACUUUCCCUGGUUGAAACAGCAAGGCACAGGACAGAGGAGAGGAAGACAGAUUUAUAGUCGCUUCCAAACCCUGGAACUUGAGAAGGAAUUUCUGUUCAACCCUUACUUGACCCGCAAGCGCAGGGUUGAGGUGUCCCACGCAGUUUCCCUGACUGAGCGACAGAUUAAAAACUGGUUUCAAAACAGACGCAUGAAAUGGAAGAAGGACAACAACAAGGACAAGUUCCCAAGCAGCAGGGCGCUGCAGGAGGAAAUGGAGAAUAAGGACAAACAAGACGAAAAGGCUAACCCUUCUGUUGGGAAAGUAAAAGAUACAAUGGGGUUGAUUCAUUUUUGA